This is a messenger RNA of Hevea brasiliensis (rubber tree), 3228 nucleotides long. RefSeq lists its product as uncharacterized. The record is from RefSeq and is a predicted model, not a curated record. The coding region runs from base 690 to 2489 and encodes 599 amino acids. NCBI's taxonomy places the organism in Eukaryota, Viridiplantae, Streptophyta, Magnoliopsida, Malpighiales, Euphorbiaceae. The transcript is spliced from 9 exons.
UUCAAUUUGGGCUUCUAAUUACCGCUAGAUUAACCAAACUGUAGCCUUGAGAUGAAAGCUCUGACAUAAAAUACCAUUUUCAUUGGUCAGGCAGCCAAAAAUAAUCAGCAUGUAGCUUUCAGCUUGAACAUGGAGAUCCAAAGGAUUCUUAGAAAUCAAAAUCAAAUAUAUUCGAUUAAAAACAGUUAACAAAGGAAGGCAUCAAUCAGUCAAACGGAGCAUGUCUCUUACAUUAACCAGAUCCUUGUCCUUUGAGUUAAUUUUCUGAGCAUCAGAUCUCUCGAUUUAAAGUUUCUUUUCUUCCUCCCCUCGGUGCUUGUAUUUUAUGAUUUUAUCUGGAAAUUUGUCCAAGUUGAAAGGCUGCCAUGGGUAGGACUCAAAAAAUUUGAGCUACUAUACUAAUAAGACAAAUAGAGAACUGGCUUCCCAAAAAUGAGAAAUUAUAUGGACCCCACUAUUUUAACUUCCUGCAAGUCCAACCACAACCGCACUUUCCCAUCCAAUCCAUUUUUCAACACCCUCAACUUGCAUCCAUACAGCCAGCCUUGCUAGAAUCGCCAGUCUUGCUAGAAUUGAAUCAAUCUAUUUAAAUUUUCAAGUUGUUAAGAUCAAAGUUUACUUUCUACUUUCAUGUUGCUACUUGAUCUGAUACAUACUUUUUGCCCUACUUCACAAAGCUUUUAUCUCUGAUGCCAGGAACCAUCCAAGUUUCAGGUUCUAAAGCACUUUAUCUUCUUCACCAUAAUUCAAAACUGGCAGUUAUUUUGAUGCUUGUUUUGUUUCAAUCCAGUUCUGGAAUUCAUGGCUUUUCAAUCAUCAUCCUCCAUCUCACAAAUGUCCUUAAAGAGUAUGCGAUGAACUCCAAUUAUUUGUCCUGUUUUUGGGAAUUUCUGCUUUUCUUUCUGGAGAAGAGAAUUCUACUGAUGUUCAUAUUUCAUAAUGCAGUUUCCAUGGGCAAAAGAGAGUACCAAACUUGGGACAAGGGGGAUUUCUUUUUUCCAUUAACAACUCUUCGCAACAAUUUGAUAGUUACACUUCAGGAUGCUCAAGGAAAAGAAAUAUCACAUAUAGUUGUUGAAACCAGGUUGGUGAUUGAGAAAGGCGUUUGGGAUGACAUAUUUCCCUUUGAAGGAGGCGGGCAUGUGCAUAUGAAGUUGCAGUUUGUACUUAAUGAAGAAGACCGCCAGCGUAUCCGGAUCAUGAGAGAAUCAGCAUUGAGAAAGAAGCACGACGAACUUCUCAAUAGUGAACUUAGAAGUCCAACACAUGCUACUACUGUUGGUAGUAAUGUUGCACCAUCUUUAAUGUUCAAUCACGAUGUCUCAGAUUCACACAGAACCCUUCUUCAACGUGAAGUGAUUGAAGCUGGUUUGAGUUCAAUUGUUUGCUCCAUUCUUUUCAAUAAAGGAAAAUCUGGUCGUAAGGAUGUAGAAGGAACUCAUUUCACUAAUGAUCCUAGCAGGAUCAUUUAUUCAGAAGAAGCUUCAUUUCUAGGGAGCUCAGGAUCGGUAGUUGCUGCAAAGAAUCAAGCCCCUGCAGAACUUAAGGCAGAUGAAGCUAAUGACCCAGAGAAGCGGAGCCCACUGGAGAAAACUCCCGGCAAGAUAAGAAAUAUGAUUAGUGCCUUUGAAAAUAGUCUAAAUCAGCAGGAUAUGAGACCUACACCAAUAAAAUCUCAGUCAAGCAAGACUACACACCGUACAGGAGAUGUGCAACAAGCCUCGACACAUAUCAGAAAAAGAGAGGAGCAAAUCGGUUUUGUUAGAGCUCUUGCUGGGUCUACAUCGUCUCAUGAGACAGGUCAAUUGGAGGAGUUAAGAGCUGGACGUAUUCAAGCUAAAGGAAAAAAAAAAGAUUUGAAGGAUAAAGUCAAAGUUAUGCAUAAAGUUGACAUACAGGAAGCAAAUACAUCUUCUGAAAAAUUAGCAAGAGCAUCAACAGGAGAAAGAGCUUCGGUUUCAGGAAGAAUGCUUAUUGAGAAAGGCAUACACUUACUGAGUAACUUGUUCGCCAGGAGAAGACAUUCUGGCGGCAAUCCACUCAAACAAAAGAACGGAAAAGGAAUUCAAGCAGAAGUUUUACAAGAUGCAAACAUUCAAGGUAAUUCAGGAGGUCAACCUCAUUCUUCAGAAUGCUAUGGCGCCUGGAUAUUUCCUGAUGGAGGAAAAGGCCUGUGCAUCACAGCUGGUGGAACACAAAUAAUGGAUCUAAUGAGAAGUGGCCAUGCAGAAGAAAAAGGCCAACUGGGACAGAUGAGUUAUCCCAUAGCAGAAAAUGGGAGAGAGAUUUGCGUGCCUGGUGGCACUGACAUUCAGGGCAAAGCAGGAGACGAGACUUCUCCAAGUCAAAGACACAAGGAAUCAAUAAUUGAGGGUUCAACAGAUGCUGAAACUUCUAGAGGCCCGAUUGGACAGGUGAUGAGAGCGGUGAUCAUGGUUGGGUUUGCAACACUAGUUUUCUUCACCAGACAAAGGAAACCAGAUAACUAAGCUGAUGGAACUAUCCAUUUCCAUUGUCAUCCAGAAAGCAAGGGAACUAUUUAAUUUGUACCCACCAAUUGUUUUAUUGUUAAACGCAUUCUCUUUCGCUGAAUAUACAGAGGCGUGAUUUGAGUCAAUGAGGCCAUUGUACACUCAUUCAAUUGAAAUUUCUCUCGAUUUCACUUUCCUGCUAAUAAAGUCACAAAUAGAGAAGCUCAAAUUCAACCAUUUGUUCAACAUGCUUUAGGAAAAUAGUGGAUGAAUCAAGGGACUCUGGCAAAAGCUAGUUUUUCAAGCCGACAGUCCGGAAUUUUCAGAGAAAAACAGAUUGGUGGGGUAGGGGAUUUUGGGGAAGUAAGCCAAUUCAUAGCAACAUGCAAAGGUAAGGCGAAAAGCUUCGUGUCAAACUUGGCUCUGGAUAAAGGACAAUAAAACGAGAAAUGGAUGCAGAAGAAACACAUGCAGACUGAUGAUCUAGCCCAGUCAGGUGAAAAAUCAUUGCAUUUAGCCGUAAGCAUAGAAGUAAACGAGACAAAAUUUGGCUGAUACAACAACAGUGACUAUACUGGCACGUUCACAAGCAAGCAGAUAUUUAUAUUUUUCAGAACAGAAGCCAUAUGUGCUACUUAGUAAAUAAAUUGAACUUCAAUCAUGCAACUAGCAUGCCUAUUGCUGUCAUACUGGCUCAUUGUAUUGUAUAUAAACAGCAUGUUAGCCACCUCUAUGAAUUAACAGGCUUUCCAUUUAA